AUGACCCACACGGGGGAGAAGCCGUAUUCAUGUUCCGAGUGCGGGAAGUGUUUCUCCAAUAAGCAAAACCUUAUGGGACAUCAGAUGACUCACACAGGGGAGAGGCCGUUCUCUUGUUCAGUGUGCGGGAAACGUUUUUCCCAUAAGUCUGCUCUUACCACUCACGAAAAAGUUCACACGGGGGCCAAGCCGUAUUCCUGCUCCGAAUGCGGCAAAUGCUUCUCUUUUAAUUCCUCACUCUUUAAGCACAAGAAAACUCACACGGGGGAGAAGCCGUUUUCCUGUGCAGAGUGCGGCAGACAGUUUUCCCACAGGCCAAACCUGAUUGCGCAUCAGAUGACUCACGCGGCCGAAAAGCCAUACUCCUGCUUGGAAUGCGGGAAGCGGUUUUCCCAUAAAUCAACACUCAGCAGCCAUGAGAAUGUUCACAAGGGGGUGAAGCAUUAUUCGUGUUCGGAGUGCGGGAGGUGUUUUUCACACAAGUCAUCCCUCGAUGCACAUGAAAAGGUCCACACGGGUGAGAAGCCAUAUUCAUGCACGGAUUGUGAUAAAAGUUUUUCCCUGAAAUCAUCUUUUUUGACACAUAAGAAAGUUCACACAGGGGAGAAGCCGUAUUCAUGCGCAGAAUGCGGGAAAUGUUUUUCCAUUAAAUCAAAUCUGAUCAGACAUCAGAAAGUCCACACAGGCGAGAAGACAUAUGUAUGUUCGGAGUGUGGGAAAAGUUUUGGCAAAAGAUCGAUUCUCUCUAAACAUCUGGUAACUCACUUAGGGGAGAAGCCAUUUUCCUGUUCCGAAUGUGGGAAAAGCUAUACCCAAAGAUCAACGCUGGCUAUACAUCUGAGGAAUCACUCGGGAGAGAGGCCGUACUCCUGUUCAGAAUGCGGUGAUCGGUUUUCCCAAAAAGCAUGUCUCGUCUCACAUCUAAAGGUCCACACAGGGGAGAGGCCGUAUUCAUGUGCAGAAUGUGGCAAGAGUUUCUCUCGGAAGUCCUCUCUGGUCCGGCAUAUAAAGUUUCAUAAGGGGGAGAAGCCACAUUUGUGCCUAGAAUGCGGGAAAUGCUUUUCGCAGAGAGCCAAACUGAGUUCACACCAGCUAACUCACACAGGGGAGAAGCCUUUUCCUUGUUCAGAGUGUGGGAGAUGUUUUGCCGAAAGGGCAACUCUGGCCAACCACCAGAGAAUACACUCAGGAGAGAAGCCAUUUUCCUGUUCCGAAUGUGGAAAAUGUUUUUCGCAGAGGUCAAAUCUCAUUACGCAUGAAAAAGUUCAUACUGGAGAAAGGCCAUUCUCAUGCCUGGAAUGCGGGAGAGGUUUUACGUCCCGAACCAAGCUUGCUAUACAUCAGAGAACCCACACAGAGGUGAAACCUUAUUCCUGUACGAACUGUGGGAAGUGUUUUUCCUUGAGAGGAAAUCUCAUUUUCCAUCAAAAGACUCAUAGAGUGGAGAGGCCUUACUCUUGCUCCGAAUGUGGAAAAUGUUUUGUGGAAGCCACAACUCUCGCUAAACAUCAGAGAAGUCACACAGGAGAGAAGCCAUAUUCCUGUUCUGAGUGCGGUAGGCACUUUAUUCGAAGAGAACACCUUAUCUCACAUCAGAGGACUCACACUGGGGAGAAGCCAUAUUCAUGUUCGUUAUGCGGGAAAUGUUUUGCUGAAAGAUCAACUUUGGCCAAUCAUGAAAGGACUCACUCCCAAGAGAAGCCCUUUUCCUGUAAUGAAUGUGGCAAAAGCUUUAUCCGGAGAGACCAUCUUGUUUCACAUCAGAGGACACACACGGGUGAGAAGCCGUUUUCAUGUUCUGAAUGUGGGAAAUGUUUUGCCGAACGAUCCACCCUUGCCAAUCAUCUGAGAACCCAUUUAGGACAGAAGCCGUUUUCCUGCUCUGAAUGCGGCCGAUGUUUUGCUCGGAAGGACAACCUCCUUUCCCACCAGAAAACUCACACAGGGGAAAAACCUUUUGCAUGCCCCGAUUGUGGGAAAUGUUUUGCUGAAAGGUCAACUCUUGCGAAUCACCAGAGAACCCACUCAGGGGAGAAACCAUUUUCCUGUCCGAAGUGUGGAAAAUGCUUUUCGCAGAAGUCAAAUCUUAUCAAACACAAGAAGAUUCAUAUGGGGGAGAAGCUAUUUUCCUGUUCGGAAUGUGGCAAAUGUUUCAAAUGGAGGGCCCAACUGACCGUACAUCAGCGGACUCACACAGGGGAGAAGCCUUUUCCUUGUUCCGAAUGUGGGAGAUGUUUCGCUGAUAGGGCAACUCUGGCCAACCACCAGAGAAUACAUUCAGGAGAGAAGCCGUUUUCUUGUUCCGAAUGUGGAAAAUGUUUUUCGCAGAGCCAAAUCUUAUCAAAACACAAGAAGAUUCACAUGGGGGGAGGUUCAUGUUCACUGCACCAAAGAUGUUUUUGA
Messenger RNA from Staurois parvus, 2403 nucleotides. The record is from the annotation of a GenBank genome assembly. NCBI's taxonomy places the organism in Eukaryota, Metazoa, Chordata, Amphibia, Anura, Ranidae.